UUGAAUCGGACGUCGCCAUCGCUUCUAAUUUUUGACACGCGGCGUCUCCAUCCUUCCCUUUCCAUCCAUCUGCUCUGUCAUACCUAUCGGAGAGUACCCCGGCACACCAAAAAUCUCGCUCUCUCUCUCUCUCUCGGGGCUCGUUCGAACCACCUGAGAAGCGGGUCCGAUCUUGGUGGCUAAAAAUCUCGGAAGCACCGGGUUCAGUGUGGACCGAGCCAUCCGUAGCGCCCACCUAUUCGUUUCACCACGAAUUAGGGGGGCCAUCAUGAGUGACGGUGGUGACGGUGGUGGCGGUGGCGGUAAUCACUUGAUCUCAGUUCAUCCCGACGAGCUCAAGUUCCAAUUUGAACUGGAAAAGCAAAGCUACUGUGAUCUUAAAAUUGUGAACAACACAGAACAUGAUGUUGCUUUUAAGGUUAAAACCACCUCCCCUAAAAAGUACUUUGUGCGGCCCAACACUGGUGUCAUGCAUCCUUGGGACUCGUGUAUCGUAAGAGUCACCCUCCAAGCCCAACGAGAAUAUCCUCUAGAUAUGAACUGCAAAGAUAAAUUUCUGUUGCAGAGUACGAUAGUGCCUCCUCAUACUGAUGUUGAUGAGCUUCCACAAGAUACUUUUAACAAGGACACUGAAAGGGCUAUAGAGGAAUGCAAGCUUAGAGUUGUGUAUAUCUCUCCUGCCUCAGCUCAUGAAAACUUGGAAGAUCAAGCAGUAAGGGGCUCAACACGGAGUCCUGAUACCAAUUCUAACGAGGCUUUGCAGCAUUUGAAGGAUGAAAUAGAUGCAGCUGUUCGGCAAACACAGCAACUGCAACUGGAAUUGGACUCGCUGAAUAGACGAAGAUAUAGAAAAAGUGAUCCUGCCUUUUCCUUCACCUUCACAAUCAUUGUGGCACUAAUAGGCAUUAUGCUUGGCUUCCUCUUGAACCUUUCGUUGUCCUCACCGUCCACAGAAUGACUUCUAAGGAGAUUAUUUUCCUGUUUAUUUCACUGUAUAAAUUUAACGCUGAGUUGGAUGGAAAGUCUGCCUGUUUUCUUCUCUUGUCUUGUAUAGUGAUCUAUUAACACUUUGUACUAGAUUCUAGCAAAAAGAUGUUUACUUGCUCUACCCAAGGAAUAAUGAGUGCUCUUAUUAAGUGUCUUAAUAUUAAAGAGUAAUUUAAGAGGUAAGAA
Messenger RNA from Alnus glutinosa, 1173 nucleotides. Its product is annotated as vesicle-associated protein 2-1. Gene Ontology annotation, biological process: endoplasmic reticulum membrane organization. Bases 269 to 958 code for a protein of 229 amino acids. The record is from RefSeq and is a predicted model, not a curated record. Gene Ontology annotation, cellular component: endoplasmic reticulum membrane; plasma membrane. Lineage: Eukaryota; Viridiplantae; Streptophyta; Magnoliopsida; Fagales; Betulaceae. The transcript is spliced from 8 exons.